GCCAAUACAUCAUCCUCAGCUGCAGUCGGCGACACAAGUUCAAUAGGUGCCUAUGACUCCCUAAAUAGUUGCAGAGGAAUUCUAAACUCACUGAUUCACGAAGACGGUCCAUCAAGUCCUGGGAGCCUCAGUUCUUUUCCCAGCUCAAGUCGAAAAGAACUGAUGAUGCGCACUCAGGCAGAAAAUCUGGUUCGAAAUGUCCUCUUGCAUCAAAUUAGCAAUGCUCUUGAAGAGAGUGAGGCACAUUUCAAUCGUCCAUCUUAUUUCUCACCACGACGAAAAACCCUUGUGGGCUUGGAAAGUGAGAGGAAUGUUUUGAGAGGAUUAUUAGGUGGAAAUUACAGAAAACAGGUUUCCUUUGAGGGCCGUAAAGAAAGAGGGAAAAGCCUUGAGUAA
Molecule: messenger RNA, 396 nt
Organism: Rodentolepis nana
Lineage: Eukaryota; Metazoa; Platyhelminthes; Cestoda; Cyclophyllidea; Hymenolepididae
Source: the annotation of a GenBank genome assembly